Molecule: messenger RNA, 2033 nt
Organism: Rhinichthys klamathensis goyatoka
Lineage: Eukaryota; Metazoa; Chordata; Actinopteri; Cypriniformes; Leuciscidae
Product: serine/threonine-protein kinase SULU-like
Exons: 10
Coding region: 1-2025 (674 amino acids)
Biological process (GO): lipoprotein metabolic process; lipid transport; protein phosphorylation
Cellular component (GO): extracellular region
Molecular function (GO): ATP binding; lipid binding; protein kinase activity
Source: RefSeq, a predicted model, not a curated record
AUGGAACGUGUAGUAGUGCAAACAGAACGGGAGCCGGGAAAGAAGGGAGAUGAUCAGAAUAAUGUUACUGGUAUGGACAAGAAGCGAUUUCUGGGAUGUAUUGGUAUGGUGGUCAAUUGUGCUGUGGAAAUAAAAGGGAAAUCAGAGAGGAUCAAGAUGGUGUUGGAUGCGGCGAGAAGAUUCUUGGACAUUGGGGACAUAUCAGGAGAAGAACUAGAUAAUACGCUGAGGAAAGAUGUGAUUGAGAUGGAUGAGUAUCGCAGACUCUCAGACGCCGGUGCGGUCAGCAGUUCCUCAGAUCACAGCGGGAACGUUUCUCCUGGCUUGACCAAAGUGCUGAAAGAUCAUGGAUACACCGUAGAGGACCAGCUUGGACGAGGGGCUUCAGGAAUAGUGUUUCUGGUGAAAGACGCAGACGGAGAUCCUUAUGUGGUCAAACAGAUGAACUCCAGAGAUGGUCAGGAACUGGACUCUGUCAAAAAGGAAGUCGAGAUCCUGAAAACUCUGCAGUUUGGAUAUAUUGUUACUUAUGUGGAGUCAUUUGAAGAUGAAGAAGCGAGACACAUUUAUAUUGUGAUGGAGUAUUGUGAAGGAGGAGACCUUUCCAAAGCCAUGGGGAAACAGAAAGAAGAAAGUUGUUUUGAAGAAAAACAGGUCCUCGACUGGCUGGUUCAGAUUUGUCUGGCUCUGCAGUAUCUACAUGAGAAGAACAUUCUUCAUAGAGAUAUUAAACCUCAGAAUGUCUUCCUGACUGAAGAUGGUUACACCAAUCUAGGAGAUUUUGGAAGCUCAAAAGCAUUGGAAAGAGCUAAUGGAUAUGCUAAUUCCCUUGUGGGAGCAAAGCCCUACAUCAGCCCAGAAGUUUAUCAGAGGAAAUAUAAUUCCAAGAGUGACAUAUGGUCGUUGGGAUGGUUGCUCCAUGAUCUCUGCAUGCUGGAUGUGUGGGCAGAUGACAUUCAACGUAACAUGCUCCACGCUGUCAGCAUGGCAGGAAACCCCCCUCACAUCUCAGAGAGAUACUCAGAGGAACUACGGGAAUUAAUCAGACAAAUGCUCAGCCGUGACCCUAAAGACAGACCUUCAGCUGAAGAGAUCCUAGCCAAACCAUUCCUGACCGAUGCAGUAGCCAGGAACAGCAGAACGCCAGAGGCACUGCUACAGAGAUUCAUGGAGUCCAUCAAAGCCUUCAAUGAGGCCUACAACCAGCACUAUGAAGACAUCGAGGGUUUAGUUAGUGAGUGGGGGAGAAUAACGGAUUCGAUGGAGUCUGCGCAUUACAGCGCCACAGCGGGGAGUCUGUCAGGGUCAGUGAUCGGAGCAGCGGGAGGAAUCACUGCAUUAGUUGGGUUAAUCUUGGCACCGUUCACUCUUGGGGCGUCUCUGAUUGUUACCGGCGUUGGUGUUGGGGUAGGAGUUGCAGGUGGAGUAACCGGUGCUGCAUCCACCAUUACUAAUACUGUACAACAAAAAGCAUUCAGAGAGAGCCUUGAACAAAUCCAGAAGAAGUAUGAAUCUGUAAGCGAACCAAUUCUCACACCACUGAACACGCUGAGAAAGGUUCUGAGAAAAAUCACACAGUUCAGUGUCUUUUUCGGCAACUCAACUUUUGAAAAUGUACAAAUAACAUGCAAUUUAGACAGGAGAAAUGUUCUGUGUGCCACACAACUCAUGAAUUUAGGUCUGUUGGCAAACGUUAGCAGAAUUGCGACUCAGACUGCAAGAGUAGGACGGGUCGUAGCCGAAGCUUUCUCAGGAGUGUUGAGUGGACUACUAGUCAUAGCUGACGUCGCCUUCAUAGUGCUGGACUCUGUAGACAUUCACCAGAUGAGACAGGGGAAAGUAGACGAUCCAGAAAAGGUCAGAUCCAGGGUCCUCAAAUCCAUUGCAGAGAUGAGGAGAACACAUAAUGAGCUUUGCAAUGUCCAGAGGGAAAUACAAAAAACAAGAGAGGAACUAAAAGACUAUAUAGAAUUGGCCAGGGGGGACAGAGAAAUAGACAAUGAUUUAAAUAGCUUAAACGUAUAGAUUAUGAU